Molecule: messenger RNA, 1725 nt
Organism: Pollicipes pollicipes
Lineage: Eukaryota; Metazoa; Arthropoda; Thecostraca; Pollicipedomorpha; Pollicipedidae
Gene: mRpS2
Product: mitochondrial ribosomal protein S2
Exons: 4
Coding region: 167-997 (276 amino acids)
Biological process (GO): translation
Cellular component (GO): mitochondrial small ribosomal subunit; ribosome
Molecular function (GO): structural constituent of ribosome
Source: RefSeq, a predicted model, not a curated record
CCACGUUGUGGCUGCUGUGAUUGGGACUGUCGUCCACGCUGUGGCAAGUUACGCUUGGAAGAGGUAGGGGGCUGGGCCUGGAUGUUUUGGGGAGUCUGCUGUUGAGCCCCACAGCGGCAGGCAGCGCGCGCAGGCGAGGGAGCAGCGCCUGGGCUCGGGAGCAGCGAUGCGUCUGUGCAGGUCCGCCUGGCGGCUGUGCUCGGCCGCCGGCCGCCUGCUGCCGGCGCGGCCGCUGCCGCCCCCGGCCCGCCGCCACCGCUCCGACAAGGAGCUCCACCUGCCGACGCCGGCCGGCCCGCUCGGCACCUGGGCCACGCUCAAGCCGCGACCUGAGGCGCACGUCGACCCAGACGCCGCCGCGGACCCGGCCGAGACGGACCCGCUGCGGCACCCGGACCUGUUCGGCGUGCGCCAGCUGGUGUCCGUGCCGGAGCUGAUGGAGGCGCGCGUCCACCUGGGGCACAAGGAAGGCUCGCUGAACCCGUACAUGGCCGAGUUCCUGGUGGGCUCGCGACUCGGGGUGUGCGUGUUCGACCUGGAGCGGACGGCCGAGCUGCUGCGGGACGCGCUCAACUUCACGGCGCACAUCGCCCACCGAGGCGGCAUCAUCAUGUUCGUCUCCCGCGCGCCGCAGCACGUGCACUUGGUGGAGCAGACAGCGAUGGCGUGCGGCGAGUUCUCGCACUGCCGCCACUGGCCGCCGGGCUUGUUCACGGACGCCACGGCCCGGUUUGGGGGCGUGACCCGCCUGCCCGACCUGAUCGUGCUGCUCAACACGCUAGACACGGUGCUCGAGCAGCACGUGGCCGUCCAGCACGCGGCCAAGAUGCUCAUUCCCACUGUGGGCGUGGUCGACUCGAACUGCGACCCGCGGCUAGUCACCUACCCGGUGCCGGGCAACGACGACAGUGGCGCCGCCGUGCGGCUCUACUGCAGACUGUUCGCCGAGGCGGUCCGCCGCGGCAAGAGCCAGCGCACGCAGGCGGAGGCGGCGUGAGGAGCGCCGCCGCCGCCGCUGGCCGACGGCGGCCGCCUCAGCUGUGGGCGGUGCGACUGCGCUGAUUGUCUCGUGCAGGUGCGGUCUGACGGGCGCUAGGAAACGGUGCGUGCGGCGGGCUUGUGCGGCGGUUCGGUGCGUGGGAGAUCCGAUGUCAUGGCCCGGACGUGUAUGUGUGUGUAGACUGGUUACACCGCGCUGUAGUGUAAACGAAGCUCGGACUGUACUGAUGUGCCUACGGCAGUAUGAGUUACGUGGGAGGUAAAAGAUGGCCAUGCUGUGCUUUGUCAAUGGAAGGAAGUGUGCUUCCUCCAGUUGUCAUUUUAGACCGUGCGCGCGUCUGACUGCCGUAGUCGGACGCCGAUGCCAGAGGUAGCAUACACAAGAUGACAUUCAGGUAUAUGCGUGCGAGUAAAUGUGAAUAGCCUUAGACCGGCCUGUCAAAGAAGACCUGAAGCGCAGCUUAGACACUCUCGAUUCGGCCGCUCGCCGAGCACAGAUUGUUGGACCAGAACACUCAGACCGUCAGACAGACCGUUGCUGUAUUUCGUGCGAACCCUUUGUGCCGUCCUGGGUUGCGGGCUUGUGAGUUCGCCUUUGACUUCAAUUACGGCAACGCGGGGCAAGUCAGGGUUCGAAUCAGCACGGCAAUGACAUUAGUCUGGAUAAACUCGAUUGAUAUCUAAUGUAACCCAGCAUUCUUCCUCAUAUAUGCAAGACGUUUUUAA